Molecule: messenger RNA, 4435 nt
Organism: Camellia sinensis
Lineage: Eukaryota; Viridiplantae; Streptophyta; Magnoliopsida; Ericales; Theaceae
Product: mediator of RNA polymerase II transcription subunit 33A-like
Biological process (GO): regulation of phenylpropanoid metabolic process
Cellular component (GO): mediator complex
Source: RefSeq, a predicted model, not a curated record
AUUACCUUCCACUCUCUCUCUCUGUAACCUCUCUCUGUUUCUGUUUCCCUCCUCCAAAUUCUCUCUCUCUCUCUCUCUCUCUCUCUCUCUCUCUCUCUAUAUGUUUCACUAAUGGAGGUGGUCUCAGCACAUAGCAAUAUCUGGGACAGUGUCCUAGAGCUAACAAAGGUGGCCCAAGGAAAGGGUAUUGAUCCUCUGUUGUGGGCAAUUCAACUCUCUUCGAAAUUGAACUCUGCAGGAGUCUCUCUCCCCUCUCCUGAACUCGCAAACCUUCUCGUCUCUCACAUUUGUUGGGACAACAACGUACCCAUCGCAUGGAAGUUCCUUGAAAAAGCUUUGGCCUUCAAGAUCGUGCCACCUUUGCUCGUCCUCGCUCUGCUUUCCAGCAGGGUUAUUCCAAGUCGAUGUUCCAGGCCAGCGGCAUAUAGGCUUUACAUGGAACUCCUAAAGAGGCAUGCUUUGACACUUAAAUCUCAUAUGGAUGGGCCGGAUUUCCAGAAGAUCAUGAAUUCAAUAGACAAUGUUCUUCACCUCUCCCAGAUAUUUGGUCUGCAAUCAAGUGAACCUGGCAUUCUUGUGGUUGAAUUUAUCUUUUCAAUUGUUUGGCAGUUGCUUGAUGCAUCAUUAGAUGAUGAAGUGUUGAUGGAACUGACCCCAGAAAAGAAAUCUAAAUGGGUAACUAAAUCUCAAGAUAUGGAGGUAGACAGUGAUGACAAUUAUGAUGAGGAGAGGAUUGAACAUCAAGAGAGAUUGCAGAAUUUAAAUACUGUGGAGGCUAUAGAGUUGAUUGGGCAAUUUCUGCAAAAUAAAGUAACUUCCAGGAUUCUUUACUUGGCACGCCAAAACAUGCCCAGACAUUGGGGAGGUUUUGUCAAGCGGAUACAACUGCUUGUAGCAAAUUCAUCAGCAUUGAGAAAUUCAAAACUUACAACUGCAGAGGCUCUUACGCAGCUGACAUCAGACACUUGCAAAAUUCUGGCUCGGGAAUGCAAAUUAAGUUCACCGCAAGAGUUUCAUGAAGUUAUGGCUUCUGGGUCUCUGGCUUCUUCCACUGGUCUUUGUCAUGGAGCUAGUCGUUCUGCCCUUUGGCUUCCUCUUGAUCUGAUGCUAGAAGAUGCAAUGGAUGGUUCACAAGUUAAUGCAACAAGUGCUAUUGAAGUAAUUACUGGUUUGAUGAAGGCCCUUCAAGCAUUUAAUGGAACCACUUGGCAUGAAAGCUUUUUAGGUCUUUGGAUGGCAGCUCUACGUCUUGUUCAGAGGGAGGCAGAUCCAAUUGAGGGCCCUGUGCCUCGGCUAGAUACUCGAUUAUGCAUGUUGUUGACUAUCACAACUCUUGUGGUUAUUGAUCUAAUUGAGGAAGAGGAGAGUUCACCAACUGAUGAAACAGAAUGCGGUGACAGAAUUCACUGUAAAGAAAAGCAGGUUCCUGGAAAUCGUCGUAGGGAUUUGAUAUCCAGCUUGCAGAGUCUGGGUGAUUAUAAGGGCUUGCUGACUCCACCCCAAUCAGUUAUAUCUACGGCCAAUCAGGCUGCUGCUAAAGCAAUGAUGUUUAUUUCAGGCAUCAAUGUUGGUAGUGCAUACUUCGAGUGCAUCAGCGUGGAAGAUUUGCCAAUGAACUGUUCUGGAAACAUGCACCAUUUGAUAGUAGAGGCCUGUAUCGCCAGAAAUCUACUGGACACAUCAGCAUAUUUCUGGCCUGGCUAUGUGAAUGGACGCAUCAACCAAAUACCUCAUACUUUGCCUGUUCAAGUGCCCAGUUGGUCAUCAUUCAUGAAAGGAGCUCCACUUAGUCCAACUAUGAUAAACGCUUUAGUUUCAACUCCUGCUUCAAGCUUAGCAGAGCUCGAGAAAGUCUUUGAGACUGCGGUCAAAGGAUCAGAUGAUGAGAAAGUAGCUGCUGCUACUGUUCUUUGUGGAGCCUCUCUAACUCAGGGUUGGAAUAUUCAGGAACACACUGUUUGUUUUAUUAAUAGAUUGCUUUCUCCAGCUAUGAAUAUGACUGAUUAUUUAGGGAGUGAGAGCCAUUUGAUAUGUUAUGCUCCGAUGCUGAAUAUCCUCCUUGUCGGAAUAGCACCUGUUGACUGUGUUCAGAUUUUCUUCCUACAUGGCUUGGUUGCACAACUUGCAGGUUCAUUGAUGCCAAUCUGUGAGGUGUUUGGGUCAUGUGUUCCCAAUGCCUCAUGGACUCUCCCAGCAGGAGAAGAGAUCUCUGCCCACGCUGUGUUUUCGAAUGCAUUUGCACUUCUUCUAAAGUUAUGGCGGUUUAAUCACCCGCCUCUUGAACAUGGAGUGGGCAAUGUACCCCCAGUAGGCUCUCAACUAACUCCUGAAUACCUCCUAUUGGUACGAAACUCCCACCUAGUGUCUUCUGGAAACAUCCACAGUGAUCGAUAUAAAAGGAGAGUCUCAGCUGUUGCAAGUUCAUCGCCUCCAAAACCCAUAUUUGUGGACUCAUUUCCAAAGCUAAAAGUAUGGUAUCGGCAACAUCAAGCUUGUAUAGCUUCAACCCUCUCAGGUCUUGUUCAUGGGACUCCUGUUCAUCAGAUUGUUGAUGGGCUUCUUAACAUGAUGUUCAGAAAGAUUAAUAGAGCAAGCUCGUCUGUGACUUGUGUAACAUCUGGAAGUAGUAGUUCAUCAGGACCUGGAAACGAAGAUACAUCUGCUAGACCUAAAUUACCUGCUUGGGAUGUCCUUGAAGCUGUUCCUUUUGUGGUUGAUGCUGCUCUAACAGCAUGUGCCCAUGGAAGACUCUCUCCUCGCGAACUAUGUACAGGGCUUAAAGAUUUGGCUGAUUUCCUCCCUGCAUCUUUGGCAACUAUUGUGAGUUUCUUCUCUGCAGAAGUAACUCGGGGUAUUUGGAAACCAGUUUUUAUGAAUGGAACAGAUUGGCCUAGCCCCGCUGCAAAUCUGUCUCAUGUCGAGGAACAAAUUAAGAAAAUCUUAGCCGCCACUUGGGUUGAUGUUCCGAGCCUUGUUGCAGGGGGAAGCUCUCCAGCGACGCUCCCACUGCCUUUGGCUGCCUUUGUGAGCCUUACUAUAACCUACAAACUUGACAAUUCGUCGCAGCGUUUUCUCAAUCUGGCUGGCCCGGCCUUGGAGGCCCUUGCAGCAGGAUGCCCGUGGCCAUGCAUGCCAAUUGUUGCUUCCCUGUGGACCCAAAAGGCGAAGCGUUGGAGCGAUUUCCUUGUUUUUUCUGCCUCACGGACUGUAUUCCUCCACAACAAUGAUGCAGUGGUUCAGCUUCUCAAAAGCUGCUUCACCGCAACGCUAGGCCUCAACGUGACCCCUAUAUCGAGCAAUGGAGGUGUUGGGGCACUUCUUGGCCACGGAUUUGGAUCCCAUUUCUAUGGUGGGAUUUCGCCUGUUGCCCCAGGAAUCUUGUAUCUUCGUGUCUACAGAUCCAUCAGGGAUAUGAUGUUUUUAAGGGAAGAGAUUAUUUCUCUCUUGAUGCAAUCUGUGAGAGACAUUAUGUGUAGCGUGCCACCAAAGGAGAGUUUGGAGAAGAUGAAGAAAGCGAAAAAUGGUACGAGAUAUGGACAGGUGUCGCUUGCUACAGCAAUGACACAGGUGAAACUUGCUGCUUCACUUGGGGCUUCUUUGGUAUGGCUAUCGGGUGGAUUGGCACUAAUUCAAUCAUUGAUAAAAGAAACUCUGCCUUCUUGGUUUAUAUCAGUUCAUAGGUCCGAGCUUGAAGAAGGCUCACCCGGGGUGGUUGCAAUGCUUGGGGGGUAUGCAUUAGCCUACUUUGCGGUGCUUUGUGGAGCUUUUGCUUGGGGUGUGGAUUCAUCCUCGUCAGCAUCAAAGCGGCGUCCAAAAAUCCUCGGGCCCCACUUGGAAUUCGUAGCAAGUGCCCUUGAUGGGAAGAUUUCGCUUGGUUGUAAUUGGGCCAUUUGGCGUGCUUAUGUGUCUGGUUUUUUGAGCCUAAUGGUGGCUUGCACACCUACAUGGGUGUUGGAAGUUGACGUGGAGGUGUUAAAGAGGUUGAGCAAAGGGCUGAGGCAAUGGAAUGAAGAGGAGCUUGCAUUUGCUCUGCUCGGGGUUGGCGGGGUUGGCACGAUGGGCAUAGCAGCCGAACUGAUCAUUGAAAGCGAAAUAUAGUUCCCCCUUCCCUCUUUCUUGUCCAAAAUUUUGUAGGGUUGUGAUUGUAAUUUUUAUAGGAUGUAGUUGUAAAUUAGGUCUUGCUAACGAUCGUGUAAGUUUACACGGAAUGAAGGUUAGAAAUUCUGUCUUAGCGAAAACAAACUUGAUUUUAGGAAAGUGUUCUGUACAGCUUCUGUUUUAUAGUAAUUGAAUUUGUGCAGCUGAUUUGAAACUAAACAGGACACAAGUUUGAUAAAAAUGAUAUGUAGAUGGCAUGACUGGUCUUAGGAGUAUAGGUUUCUGUAAGGCUUAAGUCUUUUGAUUUCAAGCCCAAUAAAAAUGCAACAUUUUGAUA